Molecule: messenger RNA, 573 nt
Organism: Theobroma umbraticum
Lineage: Eukaryota; Viridiplantae; Streptophyta; Magnoliopsida; Malvales; Malvaceae
Product: transcription factor bHLH35-like protein
Biological process (GO): regulation of DNA-templated transcription
Cellular component (GO): nucleus
Molecular function (GO): sequence-specific DNA binding; DNA-binding transcription factor activity
Source: RefSeq, a predicted model, not a curated record
CAGAAAGGGGAGAUCACCACAGAGAGAGAGAGAGAGAGAGAAGAGAUGGUAACUAAGCUGCAAAGAAGAACAGCACCUCGCAGAAAGAUUCACCUUCUGCGAACUCUCACCAACUCCAAAUCUGUUAAAAGGAGUUCCGUCGUCUUAAAUGUUUUUCUCCACAUUUACAAACUCAAAGUCAAGUUGGAAGAAAUACAAAGAGAGCAUCAAAACCUUAUGGCUAUCAAAAACGAAUACUUAACUCUAUUGAAGCAUGUACAAAUCCCAAAGGAAGUGAAGGUGGAGAAGAUUGGAGAAGAGUUUGUAGUUAAAGUGACUUGCAACAAAGGAGGGGACAAGUUGGUGUCAAUACUAGAGGCUUUUGAUGAACUGGGUCUUAAUGUUCUUCAAGCAAGAGUUUCAUGCAACCAUUUCUUUUCAAUGGAAGCCAUUGCUGUAGCUCAAGACCAACAAACAACUGAUAUCAAAGAUAUAACUCAAGCUGUUCUUAAGGCCAUUGAAAAGCAUGGUGGGGGGGAGGAGACGCUUGUAACAUAGAAGUAUUCAUUAUUAAUUAAUGGAAGGUUUGCCCAU